AUGAAUUUUCAAAACAAAAGAGUGCUCUCGGGAGUAGAUCUUAGAAGAAUGGAGAAUAAACAACAGGAUUUCGGAAAGGGAGAAGGAAAGACAAGUGACUAUCGAAUAGAUUCUCCUAAAAUUACACUAGUCAAAUCUAAUUCGUCUUCAAGUCAGUUUGAUUCGUUCAAGUAUUACCAGAAUCAUAACUAUGGAAUGGAUAAAUCAAAUAAUAACUUUGAAAAGUUAUUAGAAAUUGAGAAGGAAAAGAAUCGAAUAUUGUUAUUAGAAAAGCAAGUUUGGGAAAUGAAGGAAAAUUUGCUUAACAAGGUAUUGUUUGAGAAACAUUCCGAAAGUCUAUUAUCAAGUAUGCAAGGUUUGCUUUCGAAUAAUCAAUCUUCCAUUGUUCGAGUUGCAGGAAUUCAAGAAAAUUCGAAUAAUUCAAUUCCAAAACUUGAUUCGAAUCUAGUGAGAAAGCUUUCUUCCUUUCCAAUUAAUGAAGAUUCUACCGGAAGUUCAUCAUCUCUCAAACAUGCAUCUUCCUCAUCAUCAAUAAUUAGUCCACUUUCCUCUCAAUCUUUGAGUUCCAAAAAUUCAUCUAUUCGAAGCUCAACAUUGGACGAAGUGAGUGAAAUUUCCACUUCAUUGGACACUAUCAGAUCUUCUUCUGAAGAAUUAUCCGAAAUCAAACUAGAUUCUUCCAGAUCUCAAAUUCUGGAUCGAAAUGCAAUUCCAAUUCCACCUCCAAAACCUGUCGAGUUGACUUUACAAAAAUCAUCCAAGGAUUCUCUAGUUCUACUUGACAAGAGACAGUAUCUUUACAAACAGUUUCUAUGUUCCUUGAAAGAGUAUCAGUUAUUACUUCAGAUUUUCCAAGAAAAUUACAUUAAGGUUAUUGAAAAUGUGAGUGAUGAAGUGAGUUUGAAAAGACAUGUGGCAUUUGAUCAUUUAAAGGUAAUUUCAGAGCAGAAUGCAAAGGUGAUUAGUGAGCUUUCGACGUUAUUAUCAAGGAAUGGAAUUAUUCUGGUGGGAGAGGAACAAUUUUUCAUUCAAUUAGUUCACCAAUUAUUCGAAUUGACUCAAUCCAAUUACAUUUCCUAUUUUGAUCAAUAUUUCUCUAUCAUUCAAGUGUUCAAGAGUGAAAAGAGAAAAUCUUCAGAGUUGAAACAAGCCAUUAGAAAGGUAGAAAAGGAACUAGUCGAAAGAAAGACAAUAUUUUGGAAAUUCGAAUCCUUUCUCUCAAUUCCAAAUCAAUUUGUUGAAAAGAUUUCAGCUCUCUGUGAAAAGGUAUUGAAAUCUUCUGACAAAUUCUAUAUUGGUUUGGAGAAUUAUGCGAAAUUAGGUCAAUCAGUGAUAAUUCUUCGAGAUUUGAACAAGUAUUCCAAAUCCAAAUUGGAAGUUUCGAAUGAUUUAGGACAAUUACUAGAUAUUUCAAAGAAUUUAGCACUGGAUGGUCUAGUAACUCACAAACGUAAAGUAAUCCAUUCCUAUUUCAUGGCAGAACGUAUCAGAGAUUGCGGAAAUAUCACACCAUGUCAAUUAUUCCUUUUCCAUGACAUGUUUCUAAUUAAAUAUCCAAGGAAAUACAGAUGGUUCAAAAUGAAAGUGUUAAAAUUCCAUCUAGAUGAAAUUAAUAGACAUGGACUUCCUAUGCAUUCUAUCAGAUCAGAAUCUCCUAAAAGUAGUGAAUUAGUUUUCAUUAGAGGUGAUUUCGAAUGUAAACAAACUAAACUUUGCAUUCGAUUCAAAAAUGAGGAAGAAGCUAUACAAUGGAAAGAUGAUAUUUUGAAUUGUAUUGAAAAGGAGUGUCUUCAGUUAUGUUAA
Naegleria gruberi is the source of this 1803-nucleotide messenger RNA. RefSeq lists its product as uncharacterized. Gene Ontology annotation, molecular function: guanyl-nucleotide exchange factor activity. Lineage: Eukaryota; Heterolobosea; Eutetramitea; Acrasida; Naegleriidae. The record is from RefSeq and is a predicted model, not a curated record. The coding region runs from base 1 to 1803 and encodes 600 amino acids. The transcript has a single exon.